AUGGUUGUGUUUCAGUUAUCUCUUAAAUAAUGCAGAAUUGAACCAUUUGCAUUUGGGAGAAUUAGAUGAGCAAUCUUUAUCAGUACUGACUACUGGAUUAAGCAACACAUCAUCAGCAAGUAAGUGCAAGGCAAUAAAUAUGUGGUUUAAAAAUGUUUCUGAUGGUAAUUUAAUGCUUAAUUUUUUGGGGAAGCCACUAUUGCAUAAUAUUCAAUGGAUAUAUGUUAUUUUUGAGCACAAUACAUGUGACUUGGUUCCUAUAUUGUUAAAGUUAAUCACUUUACCUCAACUCAAAACACUGGACCUUACUGGAGAUAUUUGCACAAAUGACGAGACUACCUAUAUUAGAAAAUGUUCUGAGCUUGAAAAAUGCAUCAAAACAAAUUCAAAAUUACAAGAACUUACUAUACAAGUGAUUGCUAAUAAUUCAUCCGAGAAUAAACUUCUUGAACCAUUCAUAGCUUGUAUUAUGAAAGGAAUUGCCCAAAACAAAAUAAUAAAAUCAUUCAGAAUUAUAGUUUUUAAAAGGCAAACUGGUGAUCCUGAUGAUCAUGCUCUAACUGAUAGUACUAUAUUAGAGAGCUUACUAAGGGACAAUAACACAUUAGAAGCUCUUUCGCUUCACAUACCGAACGGUUUUAUUUCAUCACCAAUGAAUGAAAUAAAGGCAAAAUCAAAAUUGACUGCUCUAGAUAUAGGAGGUAGUAUACUAAUGAAUUCAAUUCUCCCUUGCAUCAAAGAAUUAAAAUGUCUAAUACUACCUGGAAUUUCAUACCCACCAUGUCUCAUAUUCAACUCUUAUCCUGAUCUACAACAACUUACUAUACAACUGGACACAAAAGAGAGCAUUGAUGAACUCUUUACUAUUUUAAAAUCCGACGCCACUCUUAAAGCUCUGAGAGUGGAAGUUAAGAGAGGAAGUGUCUAUACAAUCUGCAGUAAUACAGCAUGUUUUCGCUCUUUUUCUCAUGAAAAGUGUAGUGCUAGUUCAUAUAUUUCUACCAUAACAGCUGGUAUUAUGUGUAACACUGGUCUAAGACAGUUGAGUAUACCUGUUUUCCUUCCUAUUACUAACAAAGACAUGAGAAGAUUUCUUAAUGUCAUCUCCCAAACAGAUAAUAUAACAGAACUUGAACUUCACUUCCAAAUAGAUAGCUGGACUUCUUAUGAUGAGCAAAAAAUGAUGAAACCUUUUUUCUAUGAACAAGCUUUACCUGAGAUUUUUAAUAUGCUAGGAUCACAUGCAAGCAUCAAAACAAUGAGUAUAGUGUGUAACUAUCUUAAUGAGUCAUCAGAUACUAAUACAACAGAAAUAGAGGAUUUAUUCUUUUGUAUGCGAUUCCCAUCACUUCGGCAAUUGGAAAUCAAAAGAACAGGAAGUCAAUGUAUGAUCAAGACUUUUACAAAGAGUGUAGUAGUAUACCCAUACCGUUAUCCAAUUACUCGUAAAAUAAAAAUGUACAUACAUUAAAUAUGCUAAUAAUUAUACAAGUUUACAUGUAAGUUUCACCAUUUUGUGUGUAAUAUUGUACUUACUACUUAGAAAAAUUAGAUCCUAUUGCUAUUUGCAACACUAACUAUUAUUAGCUUAACAUGUGGUGAAAAGCAACUAGUUAUUUGUUUCUCUGUAAAAAUUAUUUUUGCUUAUUUUCAUUUUAUUGCUACCAACAUUAUUUUGCUACUUUUUAUGUAAAUUUAUA
This is a messenger RNA of Amphimedon queenslandica, 1700 nucleotides long. RefSeq lists its product as uncharacterized. The transcript has a single exon. NCBI's taxonomy places the organism in Eukaryota, Metazoa, Porifera, Demospongiae, Haplosclerida, Niphatidae. The record is from RefSeq and is a predicted model, not a curated record. Bases 140 to 1471 code for a protein of 443 amino acids.